ACAUUCCAUAUUUGAUUUUAUAAAAUGUUUUGAAUUAUUUAAUGUUUAAUUGAUCAAUUACGAACAAGAAAUUUUUAUGUUCCUUUUGUUCUCUGAUUUAUAUAAAUGAAGUGAUGUGCAUCUUUUUAAAUUAGAGGUUUUUAAUUGACUCUUACUUUUAGAACAAAUCACUAACUUAGCAAUUGUUCUAUUGAACGCGAGCACUAUACAUUUGCCAUUAUGAUCCUGUAUGUAAGGUUAUAAUGCAAAUGUAUAGUGUAUCCUCGACUAUCUACACUAUUUCUUUCUCUCUUUUCGCAAGUGUCCUAAACAUGAUCCAUUUCAUUUUAAUCGAGUGGGAAAAGAGUGCAGCUAUAAAGGAACACGAAUCGUUAUUUUUGCGCUUUUGCUUUUAUUUACCUCAUUUGUGUCUUGAUCAGCUGUUCUCUGCAUCUUGUAUAUAUAUACUCAAAACUUAUGUUGGAUGUCUCUAUUUAUUCACUAUUUAUUCACAGAUAUUUUUUACACAUAUAUUUUUAUUGCAGACUUCAUGCAACAUGUUUUCCAUAACUUUAGUAAAUAUUGAUAGUUACCAAGCAUCUCCAAUACCAGAACUUGAUGUGACAUUCUCUGAAUUUCGUGGUUCGGAGAUAAAAAAGGUACCUAUAAUUAGGAUAUUUGGAUCAACUGUCACUGGUAAAAAGACAUGUUUGCAUAUUCAUGGUGUCUUUCCAUAUAUGUAUGUACCAUGCACUAUUCAAGAGAAUACAGAUAGUUAUGUUUAUCAACUGGCUGCAUCAAUUGAUUCUGCUUUGAAUACAUCUUUUGGUUCUACGCUAUCCACCAAUCAACAUGUUUACAAAAUUCAACGAGUAUCAGGAGUACCUUUCUAUGGUUAUCACAAGAAAGAGCAUUUAUUUUUUAAGAUAUAUUUUUAUAAUCCAGCUAUAAUUAAAAGAAUAGCAGAUUUGCUGCAAAAUGGUGCUAUUCUCAAUCAAACUUUGCAGCCAUAUGAAGCACAUAUUCCAUAUAUUCUACAAUUUAUGAUAGAUUAUAAUCUCUAUGGCAUGAAUUUAAUAAAUUUAAAUAAUAUAAAAUACAGAUGCUCUUUGCAAGGAUGUACAACAGAAGACAGUCAAAACAAAUCUUCAAUGGAUUUGAUAAACUCACAAAUGUAUCUUCCGACAUCUGUAAUAAGACAAAGUAUGUGUGAAUUGGAAGUAGAUGCACAUGCUUCAGAUAUUUUAAAUAGACAAAAUGUCACUGAAAAAUUGGAAUUGAAUCCUGGUCUUGCUGCAAUCUGGGAGGAGGAGAAAGCAAGGAGGACUGCAGCUGGCUUAGAAAAUGCAAAAUCACAAUUAUUAUAUCCUAAAACUCCUAGUAAAGUUAUCCUGCCUCCAACAAGCAAUGAUAUUUAUCAAAAAAAUCAAUUAUUGAAAAGACUAAAUGCUAUAUCACAAACUAAUGAAACAAUUAUUUCAAAUACAACUGCAUCUUCAUAUCCUAUUGAAGUAGAAGAUAAUGAAAAUGUCUUAAAUGCAUCUUGUAUUAUAAAUCACAAUGAAUCUUUUCCAUGUGAAGAGAACAUUGAAAGAACACUUUCUGAUAAUUCUAAAUUUUUGCAAGUAGCCUCAUCAGCAUUUUUAGAAGCAAAUCGAAGUCAAAGUAAUGUAACAGAUACAAGUAUUUUGGAUGCAGAUGACAUACAAUUAGUAGAAAUGUUGGCUGACUUAGCGGAAGAAAAUGAAAUUAAGACUAAUAUAGAUGAUGAUAGUGUUCUCGGAUCCCAAUAUUUUAAUGAACCAGCUAAAAAUGAUCCAGAAGAAGAGAUUGAGGAUUUAAAUAUUACAAGUUUAGAUUUAGAUGAUUUAAGUUCUUGGGAAUCAAUGUAUAAACGAUCCAAUCAUGGCAAUGUGGGAGAAAUUAAAAAUGAUAAGCAGAAUAUGGAAUUGAUGGAUGAUUUAAAUGUUAAUGAAGAAAGUGACAUAAAUGUUACCCUCACGAAUUUUCCCCAACUUGAUGGAAUUCAUGAUUUAUAUGGAAAUAUGUUAGAUUAUGAAAGAGAGACUGUAAAUGAUUUAAGUAAUAUAAGGAUGAUAUUUAAGAACGAUACAGCAGCAUAUACUACAGAUCAGUGCCUUUCUGAAAAUAAUAAAUAUGUUGCAGCUAUUGUUAAUACAAGAAAAGAUUAUGCAAUGUGUAAUUCAUAUAAGAAUUUAUAUCUAGUGGACAUUAUUGAGUACAUUGCAAAUAAUCCCAACAGAUAUUAUCUAAAGAAAAAAUUAUACAACUUUUUAAAUAGAUAUUAUUUUCAUAUAUUUAUGAAAACUAGCAAGAAUUUGCAGAAUUCACAAAUUGACAGUACUGUUGUAAGAAAAAAGUAUUAUUUAGAAAAUAUUAAAAGAAAAAUUGUACAUAAUAAGAAGAUGAAGAAAGAAUUGUGUGUUACUCGAUAUCAAUUACAGACAGAUCAUCGAGAUUUAGAUGUGUAUGAUAUAGAUGAGAUAGAAACAUUUGAAUAUUUAGAACAUAUCAACCAAUAUUAUAUAACAGAUUACAAAAAAGACAAAUACAAUUAUAAACAAGAUUCAAAAUCAUGUGUUCAACAAAACAUUUUUUUGAAUAUCAAUCAUAGAUCGUCUAAUUUUCCAAUGAAAUUUAUAAUAUCGAGUGUUGAUGGAGCCACAGUUACUGAUUCUAGCGAUUCUGAAUCAGAAGUUGAUAUUACGAUCGACGGACAGGAGAAACGUGUAUGUGUUUAUAAAUCUGGAAAGACGAAUGCACGACAAAAUAUGAUUCAGAUUACUCCGAAAAAAAGAAAGUUUGAUUUCAAGCAAGAUGAUGAUUAUGAAUCACCUAGUAAACGAAGAAAUAUGGCUGUUAGAACACCGAAAAGAAAAUAUAAUUCUCCAAACAAAGUGCCCCGAAGUCCUCAAUUGUCGGGUAAUUACUCGCCUCUUGAUAUUACUAUUACAUCUCCGAAAACUAGUAGAAGUCCUGUACGACAACGCGAAUCUCCGAAAAAUAAACAAUAUGUAUCGAUAUCCGAUACUCCUACUACUUCUACCACACCAAAACGUAAGACACGUUCGUUACGUGUAAGCUUACUUUGUGAAAAACGCCUAACAAAUCUUUCAAAUUUAGAUUUAGAAAAUAAUGUCGACGCUGAUAAUAUUCAAAAGAAAUUAGUAGUUAAUGAAACAGAUAUGGCCGAAAAUAUUGAUUAUACAAAUACUGUAAAAAUUACUAAAACAACAGUUAAUGAAUCAAUAAAAGAACAUGAAAAGAAAAUAGAAAAUCCGAUUAAAAAAAGUAAGGAGAUUCGUAAGAGAUUAUCUUUUUUAUAUCACAAUGAAAUAGAAAAUACUCUUGUAGAAUCAGAUCAUCACACAAGUCAAUCUGAAAACUUGAUUGCAAUUGAGCAUCCUAUUAACCAAACAUGCUCAGAUGCAAUUGCAAUGUCUUCGAACAAUGAAAAUAGUGACAACAGUGUUCCAAAUAGUCAACAGACGGAGAAAAGUAGUACUGAUAUGUCGCCCGAGAGAAACUAUGCAUCAGGCAUACGUAAUUUGGCGAAAAAAUUGAUUACAUUUCAUGAUAUUAUUCCUGAAACUGAUCCUGAUGAAGAUGAAAGUGAAGUAUGUAAUACAACUUUUACCCAACAUGUCAACGAAAAGCUAGAUAAUGAUAGUCAAUGUUUUUCAUUAGAAAGAAAUAUUCAUCGAUCACGAAGAAAUGCAUUAAUUAUGAUUACCACAAAAUACAAACCUCCUAGUACUGAAAGGAUUUUAGAAAGUAUUACAUUAUACGGCAUUCCGAAAUGUAGAUCGCAAAAACCAUUUUUCGGCAACAAACACGAUUAUGCGAAAUACAAAGAAUCAUCAAACACGAAUAUUCUGCGUUUUGAUGUACCUAUAUUUAAAUCUAGUUUAGAAGAGAUUACAAGCAUCAAGUUAUGGCGAAGAAUGAAGAUCAAUGAAUUUCAUCCCUCUGGAGCAAGUAUAAAGACUUAUCAUAUCAAGCGAUCACUUGCAGGAUAUAAUCUGUUAACAAUUAAACCACUCAUGACCCCGCCAUCUUCUAAAGAUAUUAAAAAUUGGAUAAGAGCUAAAAGAUAUCUUUCAGAAAAGAAUUGUGAUAUCAAAUCAUUAUGCAAUCAAAAUAAAAAAAAGGAAUUAAAUGUAUACAAUAUACAACAUUUGCCAAUCAAUAUUGUCAAUGAAAAAGAUGAGUCCCAGCAAAGAACAUCUAAUAAUUCAAUAAAUAACAAUUCAAACAUGGAGGAAUCUAAUUCCUUAAUGCUUCAGCAAAGUAUGCUAAGCAUAACAUCUGAUGAUACAAGGAAAUUCGGGUUUACACAAAAUUCUGAUAAUUUACAAAUAUCGGGAGAUAGUCUAAAUCCUUCCUUGAAAAAAGCAUUAGAAAAUCCGUUAUUAUGUAACCAAAAUAAGAUGCAGCAGCAGCUUGGUGUUUCGUAUGGUCAAAUUGAAUGCAUGUCUAAAGGAAGUUAUAGUAAUGCCUCAAUUGAGAAUCUUCAAAACGCUAGAGCAAUAACUGCACAUCAAUAUCUGACAUUACUGUCUCUCGAAGUACACACUGUUACUCGGGAAGAUCUUCUUCCUGAUCCACAGUAUGAUUCUAUCGCUGCAUUAUUUUACGCGAUUUACAAUGACGUUCCGAUGGAUACUAAUGAACAGAUAGAACAUGGCGCUAUAAUUGUAAAUCCUAAUUCUAUAAGUACAAGACUUAAUAAAAUCCACUCUGCGAGUGUAAUGUGUCCAAUAUUAUAUGUUAUGACAGAACAAGAUAUGUUCAACAGUCUUGUAAAAUUGAUUGAACAGUACAAUCCAGAUAUUCUACUUGGUUGGGAAGUAGAAAUGCUUUCAUGGGGCUAUAUUUUUCAGAGAGCAUUACAUCUUAAUAUCAAUAAUUUUCCAAUAAGAAUUUCAAAAGUCCCGUACAUACAGAUAUUUUCUAAGUCUGACAAUCAUAUGUCUGAAAAGGAUGAUAUAAAAGUACUUGGUCGCAAUAUCCUCGAUGUUUGGAGAAUUAUGAGGCAUGAGGCAGCAUUAUUAACAUAUACUUUCGAGAAUGUUAUGCAUCAUGUUUUACAUGAAAGAAUUCCAUGCCCUUCCUUCAAAAUAUUGUCUACCUGGUGGAAACAUGAGAGUAUGAUAAUAAAAAGCAGAGUUAUAUAUCAUUAUGUCAUUAGAGUUGUAGGCACUCUUAAGCUUCUGAAUCACUUAGAUAUUAUAGGUCGCACAUGCGAACAUGCCCGUCUCUUUGGUAUACAAUUUUAUGAGGUUUUUUCACGAGGUUCGCAAUUUCGCGUCGAGUCCAUGAUGCUAAGAUUAGCAAAACCCAUGAAUUAUAUUGCAAUUUCACCAUCCAUACAUCAAAGAGCUAAAAUGCGAGCGCCAGAGAGUCUACCAUUGAUCAUGGAACCCGAAUCUGAAUUUUACACUGAUCCAUUGAUUGUACUCGAUUUCCAGAGCUUGUAUCCGAGUAUGAUUAUUGCUUACAAUUAUUGUUUUUCUACAUGUUUAGGAAGAAUAGAACACAUAGGCCAAUACGGUCCAUUCGAGUUUGGUGCAGCGACAUUAAGGAUAAGAAAGAAUGCUGCAUUAAAGCUACAAGACAAAAUAAAUUUUUCACCUUGCGGUGUAGCGUUUGUGAAAAAAGAAAUACGUCAGGGAAUAUUACCGCGUAUGUUGGAGGAAAUUUUAAAUACUCGUUUGAUGGUAAAGGAAUCUAUGAAAUUACAUCCAGCAGAAAAUCGCACAUUACAUCGCGUUCUUCAUUCGCAACAAUUGGGCCUCAAGUUAAUCGCGAAUGUUACUUACGGUUAUACAUCUGCAAAUUUUAGUGGCAGAAUGCCAUGUAUUGAGAUAGGCGACAGUGUUGUUAGCAAAGGACGAGAGACAUUGGAACGAGCGAUCAAACUAGUAGAAUCUACUCCAAAAUGGGGCGCUCGAGUAGUUUAUGGGGAUACAGAUUCAUUAUUUGUGUUAUUAGCUGGAAAAUCUCGAGAAGAGGCGUUUACCAUCGGCGAAGAAAUCGCGGAUGCUGUAACCGCGGUUAAUCCCCCGCCUGUUAAACUUAAAUUUGAGAAAGUUCUUUAUCCCUCCAUUUUACAAACGAAAAAACGAUAUUGCGGAUACAUGUACGAGACGCGUGAUCAGGAGAAGCCUGAAUUUCUAGCGAAAGGAAUUGAGACAGUUCGCAGAGACGGAUGUCCUGCAGUUUCUAAAAUACUUGAGAAAGCCCUGAAGAUCUUGUUCGAUACAAAAGAUAUUUCUCUAGUAAAACAAUACGUUAUCAGACAGUUUGACAAGAUCUUUCAGCGACGCGUAUCUAUACAAGAUUUGACAUUUGCGAAAGAGUUUCGCGGGAUGCGCGGAUACAAGGCAUCCGCUUGUGUGCCGGCGCUAGAAUUGACGCGCAGAUUAAUCAAAAAAGAUCCACGCGCCGUGCCACGCAUCAGCGAACGCGUUCGAUAUAUCAUCGUUGCUGGUGCACCGAAUCAGCCGCUCAUCCACUGCGUACGUACGCCGAUGGAAAUUAUCACUGAUCCAGCGUUAAUUCCAAAUUCCGUGUACUAUAUAACGAAAGUUAUUAUACCGCCCCUUAAUCGCUGUUUCAAUCUAUUCGGAAUCGACCUCAAUAUAUGGUAUAAAGAAAUAUCUCACCGCACAAGUUUCAGUAAUAUUAUACACUUAGGAGAAGAUAAUUCAAAAUCGACUAUUCGUCAGUUUUUCAAUUCUAUUACAUGCAUUAUUUGCGGAGAACAAACCAAUAAAGAAGUUUGUCCAGAAUGCCUUUCGCAACCAAGCCGAACUAUUCUUGUGCUUCUUCAGAAAAUAAGGCAACUGGAAAGAAAUCAACAGCAAAUAGCUGCUGUUUGUCAUUCCUGUAUUGGACGAUUAGGUGAUAUAGAAUGCUCAUCUUUGGAUUGUCCUAUCCUAUACCGAAUGGCUCAAGCUCGCAAAGAGCUUACACAAGUUUCUUAUAUAAAUAACAUUAUUUAUGGAAAUAAUUCUAAUGGAAUCAAAGGUUUAAAUGCAGUUGCUGAAUGUAUGAUACUGACUGUGUUCCAAAAUUCACUGCUUGUAUUGAAAAUCUAUAAUUCACUGCUUGCGGUUUGCGGUUCGCUAUCAAUUUCAAAAGAUUCUUAUUCAUCUAUCUUGAUCGAACUUUUUCCGGUCUUCUGUCAUUCAGGCAUAAUGUCCGCCAGGAACAGCUCCUCUCGCAAGGUCUGUUGUUUUUGCAAUUUAACAGAGGACAAUGAAUUGGAGUAUGGCAAAAUUCAUGAAUAUAAUGGAAUUGUUACACAUUAUUAUUGCUUGCUUCUGUCUUCAAACAUGGAACAGAAAGGAAAUGACGAUGAGGGUAUACUUGGAUUUUUAACAGAAGAUAUACAAAAGGAACUUCGCAGAGGAAAAAGAUUGAUAUGUUCUUAUUGCAAAAAGAUUGGUGCUACUUUAGGCUGUUGUAAUAUAAAAUGUAAACGGAUAUUUCAUUUUCCUUGUGGUUUGAAGGCUGGUUCAUUACAUCAAUAUUUUGGAGAAUUUAGAUCAUAUUGUAUAAAUCAUAGACCAAAGCAACAAAUUGAUGAACAUAUUUUAAAGCAGAUUAGCUCACUAGAUAAUAUAUUAUGUUAUAUUUGUUACGAUAAGAUAAAUCCCACUGAUUUUGUAAAAACUUUAUGGGCUCCAUGUUGUAAAAAAAAUGCAUUCUUUCAUCGUAAAUGUGUUCAGCAACUUGCUUUAAGUGCGGGAUAUUUCUUCAAGUGUCCUCUUUGUAACAAUAAACAGGACUUCCGUAAUGCUAUGUUGGAAUACGGUAUUUUUAUCCCGAGUCAGGAUGCAUCAUGGGAAUUAGAACCAAAUGCAUUUGAAGAGCUUUUGUACAGACACAAUCAGUGUGAUGCAGUAAAAUGUCUUUGUCCAAAGGGAAGGAAACAUGUAAGCAAUAAUGCUAAAUGGGAACUGACAUUAUGUCGGACUUGUGGAUCACAAGGUAUUCACAUGGCAUGUGGGCAAUUAAAAUGGGCUAAUCCUAUAUGGGAAUGUACUGAAUGUACUUCCAUAUUAAAUAAUUCUAAAAAUAAUGAAGAUGCAGAAUCGGAUAAUAGUUCUGAUGAUUUGAGUAGAGAUUCUGAUUUAGACUCAAACAGUAGUACUGACAUCUCUGUGGGAAUGGAGUUUCCUGUGUCAUGUGCAUCACCCAGUUUUAGUUCUUGUUCAUCUACGACAUCUUUGUUGGAUUUCGGAACGAAUGUUAGAAUGCGCCCGGGACCACGCUCUUUUAAGAUGCAGCAGCAAAUGAUUAAAUGGAUGGAAUUAAAUGGAUUCGGAUUAACACAUGAUGCUGUUAAGAAGGAUGUCACUGCUGAAGUUAAUCAAGAUACUAAUACAUCAUCAAAGAAUGACGAUAAAGAAAAAUCUUUGAGAAAUAAUGAAAAUAAUAAUCAGAAAGAAAGACAAGUGUCUAGCAAUGACAUAACAUCUCAACCGAUUCAAAAGGAAACGGAUGUUAUAACAAUUGAGAGCGAUGACGAUAAUGAAGUAGAAAUUAUUACAUUAAAAUCAAGACCAGAUCAUUUAGCUCCACUGCAAUCGACAUCUCGGUCAAAUAUACCUCAUGUAUCAUCAUUAAAGGAAAUUAUAAAGUCACAAUUAAAUGCAGUAAAGAAUUCAACAUCUACAUGUUCAAAUGCAACAUCAACUAAUUUAUUGAAAAAAGAUAAUAAUGAGCUACAUAAAUCUAUCGCAUCAAAACAAAAAAUUUCAAACAAAAGUGAAUCUACCAUUUCCGAACUAUCUGAUGCAGCUAUAUUGCAAAAAUCCAUGCCAGAUAUUUUCAUUUCAAAUAAUGAUUUGGAUAACUUGGAUACAGAGAAUAUAAGCAAAAGUCCUAUUAUGAAUAUUAAAAUUACUAAUGUUACUUCUCUACCGCCCGAAGUGUUCGAAAGUGUACCUGACGUCGCGUUACAUGAAAAUUCUAUCGAUACCUCGUCUCCUUCGACGAGUAAAUCGCUGGAAAAACUCGUCUCGUACAUCGCUCCUCCAAAGCGCAUAUACGAAGAAGCAAAUAAUGUUGUUAGUAAUUGUAAGAAAAUCAAAGGAGAUUUUGAUGAAAAGUCUUGGGAGAAGAAUUCACUACAAUUAACUCAUUUAUUCGAUAUUGUUACAACUAAUACAAGUAAGCAGCAAAAUGAAAAAAUAUCUCCAACUAAGAUCAAUGAGAUUCAUAAAAAUAACUUCUUAAAGUGUACAACUGAACUUUUAAACGAAUCUUCCAAUUUAUACAAUGACAUUAUAAAACAUACAAGUCAAAUCGAAGAAAAUUAUUCAGGAAAUGUUGCAUCAUUUAAUGUACAGAGUAACGAAAAUUCUGUAAAAACGAGAAAGACAUAUUUGCCCAGUAGCAAACGUAAAAAUCAACUUUACUUGCCACUGGAAAACCCCACAUCAAUGCCAGAUCCAAAUGUUACAAUUAAUCAAGAUGUAGAAAUCAAUGGAAAUAUGCUCCAUUCAUUAUCGAAUAUUCUGCCAAAUGAUUUCACUAAGAUUAUUCAACCGACAAUUGUAAGCCGACCGGUGGAAGCGAAGUUUAAUGCAACUGUGUCUGUUGUUGGAAACGACAAUCAGACAAAAAUGUUAGAUGAGAAGAAUACUGCCUUAAUGAAGGAAAAAAUAUUUACUAAUGUAUCCAAUCCUGGCGAUAAUUUUUCAAACAACAUAUUUUGUGACGGGGAUGCAGGCACCUGUCCUGCUGAAAUCAACUCAACCGGCCGAAAGAAGACAGAUCCAUCAAGUGAAUCCUGUGAGAGUGCAGACAGCAGUAAUGCCAUUGAAUCACACAAUUCUGUCGCAAACAACAGCGUCUUCCCCCGAGUCACAAAUAACUAUAGCACCUGUCGUCAACCUAGAUUGAUACCACAGUAUAUGCAUUUACACGAUCUGAAGUUUCGAGUCUGCAAACCGGACAAUGUUCAGAUGGUUUUAUAUGAUACUUUCUCUGUAAAUAUUCCGAUAAAAAAUUCCAAGGAGAGCAAGAUUCGAUCGGCAAACUUAGCUACACAACGGGAAUCGAAAGAAUUGUCCUAUCAUGCAUCAGAUGAAGCUUCGUCCAGUGCAGAGUACAUCGACGAUAUCCAAACUGCAGAACAACGAUUUAAGUUGUUUCACUCUUCGAAAAAUGAAAAUUUGAUUCACGACAAAAUCAAAUGCAUAGUACAUGGUCAGGAUGAUACAAAAGAGAAUUUAGAUCCUGUUAGAUCAAAAAUGCUUUCGCGUAAUGAUACAUUUGAUAAUAGUUUAGUGAAUGACAUCUGUGACACAAUGACUGUUCAUGAUUCUUUUUGUGAUGAAACAGAUAAUGAGAUGUAUCUUGUUUCAAGUGAUAUUAAUUUAAGUACAUUAAAUCCAACAAUUUGUAGUAAGAAUAUAAAGGAUAGUGUAAUGGAUGGCGUAACGUUCGUUUCGAAUGAUCGCAAACAAUCCUUGCAAGUCAAUUGGGAAGAUGUACAGCAGCAUAAACAAAUAUCUAUAUACGAUAUGACGCCUGCGUCUACUGAAGAGAAAAUUGCUCGAUCAUUUUGUAAAGAGACUAGCAGGAUAGUUCAUAAUGUUGAUUUUGACUUUAAUAUUGUUAAAAUGAAUAAAAAUACUGAGAAAAUAUUACAAGAUGAUAUCACUGUUUCUACAAAUCGACAUAACAAUAGAAGGGAUAACAAUAGAAAAAUUGGGAACGAUUAUACAGAUGAUUCGCAGACGAUGUUACGGAAUAGUUACAAACACUUAGACAAUACAAACGUUAUAAAACCAAAAGUUGUAAAUUGGAGUGCCACCCAUGUUUCAAAUAUUAUGUUUAACGAGCAUAUUCUAAAUAGGGAGAUUGAUACAUCCGGUUCUCUAAAGUUUAUUCGAUGCUUGGCAUUUAAUGAAAAUACUGUUAAUAGCGAAAACAAUUUCAGACAUAAUAAUAGCGAAUCUUUUCUCAAAAUUAGUAUAGAUUUAUGUAAAAUACAAAGUCUGAUCGACUCUAAGCCGGAAUUGUUUGUAAAUCAAAAAUGCAAUGAUAAGCAGCAUAAAUGCACGAUUCAAUUAUGGCCAAGAAGACUGCAACAGGUAAGAUAUGCUAUCGAGAACAGUGAUAUUAAUCAAUAUCCGCUAAGAAAUAGUUACAGAUCAGGAAAUUGCAUAAGUAACAUAGAGCAGAUGCGAAAUAAUGUUCCCAAUACAUUCGUACCAAAUCAGAAGCCAAAACGUGAGAUUAAAUAUUUCGAUAUCUUAAAUAGAUAAAUAAAAUCGAAAAUACUGUACAAUAAAAGAAUACAAAUAACAAAGCAGAAAAAAUCAUUCACACAUGCCCACUAAUAUAUUUUAAAACUGGAAAAUACUUAUUGAGUAAUUUUGUUUUUUCCUUUUCUCAAAUAAUGAAUAAGUUUCUGUUCGCGCGUGUCUUCAAAUUGUAACACAAUUGUAUAUUGUAAAAUAUAUUUAAUAUUAUAUAGGUAAACAAUUUUAUAUAAAGUUAUUUUCUAUAUUAUACUGAUAUAAUAAUAAAAUGAUUUUAUAUUUAUAAGAAUCGUUCCUUAUCUUCACUUUCUUGUAAAAAUAUAAAAU
Molecule: messenger RNA, 11612 nt
Organism: Cataglyphis hispanica
Lineage: Eukaryota; Metazoa; Arthropoda; Insecta; Hymenoptera; Formicidae
Gene: DNApol-zeta
Biological process (GO): double-strand break repair via homologous recombination; error-prone translesion synthesis
Cellular component (GO): nucleus; zeta DNA polymerase complex
Molecular function (GO): nucleotide binding; DNA-directed DNA polymerase activity; DNA binding
Source: RefSeq, a predicted model, not a curated record